GAACAUAAGAACAUUGUUUUGUUUUGUUGCCGGUACGUCGACCUGAGACCCACACCAUAGAGAGCAGGCAGCAACGCCUCCGCCACCGAUCAAUAUGAUUUUUAUUUCUACCUUAGAUCUGCCAAUUUAAACUCAACUACUCGGAAAAUCUAUUACCCAGUUGCUGGGUUUUCAAAUAUAGGCAUCCGAUCAUACUGUUCGGUUUUCUAUUGAGGCUAUGGAGUUUCAGAGGUAGCCCAGAAAACCAGAGAGAGAUAUUGUGCAGCUCUAUUUGUUAAUUUAGUAUGUGAACGGUAUUGAGGUCUAGAAGAAAAACGUCUUUUUCUCGACGAACCGUCAUGUCGAUCUCAGCCUUUUGGCCUGUUAACACCCGGUUUUUCCCCCUUCUAGAGGUGGCGGGGGUGCUGGUGACUGGGCUCCAUGAAAUGCACCAGCAAGAGCUAGAAAAUAUGAAACUAGCAACACAACCCUUCAAAACAAUAAAAUUUUUUACACUGGCUAUAAUACAAUAUAUGAAGCAGACAAUAUUGUACUUGUUGGCGAAAGGUGGGCGGCUUAUGCUUUUCAGUAUUGUGGUAGGGGCUCUUGGCACAGUGCUGAUGACCAUAAACGGUCUUCAUGAGAAGCAUUUUGAGGAGAUUGUGGAAUACUGUCGCUUUGGAUUGUGGUGGUUGGCCCUUGGGGUUGCAUCUUCAAUUGGCCUUGGAUCUGGCUUGCAUACUUUUGUCCUUUAUUUGGGUCCUCACAUAGCUUUGUUCACAAUAAAAGCAAUGCAAUGCGGUCGAGUUGAUUUGAAAAGUGCUCCAUAUGAUACAAUACAAUUAAAAAGAGGUCCUUCCUGGCUUGAUAAAGAAUGCUCUGAGUUUGGACCACCAUCAUUCCAAUCGGCACAAGUUUCACGGAUCUCACUAAGCAGCAUUUUGUCUCAAGUUCAGGUGGAAGCUGUUCUUUGGGGUGUGGGAACAGCAAUUGGGGAACCCCCUUAUUUUAUCUCAAGAGCAGCACGCUUGUCUGGUAGCAAAUUGGACGCCAUGGAAGAGUUAGAUACUGAAGAUGGAGGAAUCAUUGCCAUGCAUCUGAGUCAAAUCAAGCGUUGGUUUCUUACACACACUCAACAUCUGAACUUCUUCACCAUCUUAUUGCUUGCUUCGGUGCCAAAUCCUCUAUUUGACCUUGCUGGCAUCAUGUGUGGACAGUUUGGGAUUCCAUUUUGGAAAUUUUUUCUGGCAACCUUGACCGGAAAGGCAAUUAUUAAAACUCAUAUACAGACAUUACUCAUCAUCUCGGUUUGCAAUAAUCAACUUCUUGACUGGAUAGAGAAUGAAUUUGUAUGGGUUUUCAGCCAUAUACCUGGCUUUGCUUCUGUCUUGCCCACUGUGAUUGCUAAACUCCACGCAGUUAAAGAUAAGUAUAUAAAAUCACGCCAUGUGGUUUCCCCAGAUAUCCAGGGGAAAAAAUGGGAUUUGUCAUUGGCUUCACUCUGGAACACGGUCGUGUGGCUGAUGCUCAUGAACUUCUUUGUCAAGAUAGUGAAUGCAACUGCCCAGAACUAUCUAAAGGGGCAACAGGAGAUGGAGGUAGCUGCAAUAACAAAUAAAUCUUCGCCCGCGGGAUCAGACACACAAUAAAAUCCCGGAUAUUCUGCUAGUUUGGCUCCUUUUGCCAGCGGAGACACGGAAAUGCUGAAGGGCCUAUUAGGUGCUUUUGUGAGACUGCACAUAGCAUGAUGUGCAACAGAAGUUGCGGCUUCAUUCUUCUGGUUGAACGCCAGGCAGUAUUAUUUGGAAGGACUUCUAGAUUUUAACACAAUAUUGUCAGCUACUUGCUAGGGUAGAUAUAUGGAACUCCUACCACUCUUUCGCAAUCCAAGAGAGACUUGUUUAUUUGUUCA
This is a messenger RNA of Prosopis cineraria, 1891 nucleotides long. RefSeq names its product vacuole membrane protein KMS1-like. The record is from RefSeq and is a predicted model, not a curated record. Lineage: Eukaryota; Viridiplantae; Streptophyta; Magnoliopsida; Fabales; Fabaceae.